AUGAAGUAUCUUGCUGCUUACUUACUCUUAGUCAAUGCUGGUAAAACCGCACCAUCUGCUGCAGAUGUUACCUCUGUCUUAUCAUCUGUCGGUAUCGAAGUUGAAUCCGACAAGUUAGACAAGUUAAUCUCCGAAUUAGAAGGUAAGUCCGUCGAAGAGUUGAUUGCUGAAGGUACUGAAAAGAUGGCUUCUGCUCCAGGUGCAGCAGCUGCUCCAGCUUCUGGUGCAGGUGCUUCCACCGAAUCUGCUGCAGCAGAAGAAGUUGAAGAAGAAAAGGAAGAAUCCGAUGAUGACAUGGGUUUCGGUUUAUUCGAUUAG
Pichia kudriavzevii is the source of this 318-nucleotide messenger RNA. RefSeq lists its product as uncharacterized. Gene Ontology annotation, cellular component: cytosolic large ribosomal subunit; ribosome. The coding region runs from base 1 to 318 and encodes 105 amino acids. NCBI's taxonomy places the organism in Eukaryota, Fungi, Ascomycota, Pichiomycetes, Pichiales, Pichiaceae. The record is from RefSeq and is a predicted model, not a curated record. Gene Ontology annotation, biological process: cytoplasmic translational elongation; translation. Gene Ontology annotation, molecular function: structural constituent of ribosome. The transcript has 2 exons.